GUGUCUUUGCGAAUUACUAGCGAUAGUUAAUAAUUAUAGUGACGAAAACUAAGUUCUGAACAAAUCAUUCCGUAGCUAACGGUCAGUCGAUAAGAGUGAGUCGCGUGAAUCAGUCGCAUUGAGCCAAGUGAGUGUCAAGUGCGUCACACGUUUAAGUGCGUGCGAAUGCGUUUACGGUAGCGUUAUAGUGUAGUAUGGAGAGUAAGGUGCACGUGGCGGGGCCGCUGCGGGUCGGAAAGAAGAUGCGAAAGAGACGGGAACUGGACGCUUUAGUAGGGGGUGGGGGUGGAAGGGGAGGGAGGCUCUUAUCCGCUUCGAGUGAUGAGGGGGAGCCGUGGGGUCGGCGGACGUCUCGUAGACGUCGUUCCCGCCCUUUCCUCCGCCUUGCCGCCGCCCUCGCACUGUGUGUGUGCGUCGUCUCUGCUGCUACAGUUCUAUGGCUUUUCGUUGAUGUGCGGCGACAGAUUGUUUCCCUUCGAAUAGAGAUGGAUAGAGUAUCAACAAGCAGCGACGGUGUAGGAGACGCACUACAAGUAUGUCAUACAGCGGCCAAGGAGCUUCGUGCGAAUGCGAGCGAGUUAAGCGCCCGGCUAUCGAAGUUGGAACUUGAACAUCAAGAAUUGUCGAAGCGUAUGGAACAAGCCGCUGGCGAACUGGCUUCCGUUUCAGAACAACUCUCAGCAGCGCCGAAGUUAGCGGACACGCCGAGAAGAUUGGGAGAAUUGCAAAUGAUGGUAGCUGAUUUUGGUUCCCAGAUCAAAGGAUUCGAUGGUGCUCUCACAUCGACUCGGAAGCAGGCCGUUGCAGCCACAACGGGUGUUGAAGAAGUGAAGAAUCUUAUUCACCAGCUGGAAGGGAAGGCAAAUGAGACAAUAGCCAACGUGACAGCUAACAUGAAAAGAGAUGAGGAUUUGAAGAAUCAGAUGACGUCACUGAAUUCAACGCUCGUAAACAGGAUAGAUGGGCUACAGACGAAAAUUGAACUAAUGAGCAAACCAGUUAUCACAGCAGCCCCAAUGACAACGUCUACGCCAUCACCUGCUGUUCCUCCCUCCACUGCCGCCGCUAACACCACUACGUCACCAGGACCCGCCAAGCCGUUCGUGCUGCAAUGAGCAAUAACUCAACGCCUCAAAUCAUAGAAUAAGGAUCGCUCACAAACUUGUCAACGUCCAUACGACAAAUAGGAGAUAUUUCCCGAAAAAACAAAUGUUAGAAAAAAAAAAUAAACCCUCCAUGGUUAGAAUUGAUAAGGUAAAAGAUAUUUUUCUGAAAUUGGAUUUUUAACCUUGCAACAAUUUAUAUUUUUGUUGUAAGAAAAAAUUAAACCAAGUUUUUGGUAUAGCUAUAUUGAAUGCGGAGGUGAUUUAUUUUUAACGUAAAUUGUUCUGAAAUUUAGCGCAGUAACGAGAUUCAGAUGCCUAAAUAUGAAUUAAAUUCUAUCGAUUGAUCGAUUGGAAUAAUGUAAUGUUAUUUGUUUGUAAGUCAUUAAUUAUAUAGAGACGUUCUAUCAACGAAUAAGAUCUCAAUCAAGCCUUAUAAAAUAUUGUAAAACUUUUAAGGUACGUGUAGACUCAUUGUAGUAUUUGAAUAAAGUAUUUGAAUAAAUGAUUCCUUAACAAAAUGAUAAUAAAAAGGUUCAGUGUAAUACUUUUAAAAUAAUACUGUAAAAAAAAUAUAUUGGUGAAAAAUAAAUUGUCUCACGACGGUAGCUCAUCUAACAGCUACGGAGUCUGUACCCACCUUAAUAUGCAAUAAAUAUUUCGAGUGAAAACUCAUUUUGAAAAACAAUGUAAAUAAUUUAAUAUUAAUAAUAGAAUUAAUGGUAAUUUUAUGUGAGUGUAGAGAGAUUUACGUACACACUGUGUGUUACCAAGUUGUCAAUAAAAGUGUGUUUUAUUACUGUAAUAAAUUAUUGUUAAUA
Nymphalis io (European peacock) is the source of this 1924-nucleotide messenger RNA. RefSeq lists its product as uncharacterized. The transcript is spliced from 6 exons. Bases 195 to 1115 code for a protein of 306 amino acids. NCBI's taxonomy places the organism in Eukaryota, Metazoa, Arthropoda, Insecta, Lepidoptera, Nymphalidae. The record is from RefSeq and is a predicted model, not a curated record.